Rotaria sp. Silwood1 is the source of this 2274-nucleotide messenger RNA. The record is from the annotation of a GenBank genome assembly. NCBI's taxonomy places the organism in Eukaryota, Metazoa, Rotifera, Eurotatoria, Philodinida, Philodinidae.
AUGGAAGAUCUCAAUAUUGAACAACUUAUCUCUAGACUUAUUACUGCUCCUUCUAAUAACAUACUUCGUGAAAUGUCAUAUUGUCUUAUUGAAGCACAAGAAAGUGAUUUUGAUACAUUGAUUGCUACAUUAUUUCAUCCAUUAUUUACUCUGGAAACUUGGGCAUGGGAAGUUUUAAGUAGAGAUUCUCGACAAUGGAAUAAUGAUGAACAAGAAUGUUUUGAUUUAUUUCAUAAUAUUUCAAAUUUUAAUAAAAAAAUAAUUUUAAGUAAUAAUGAUGUACAUACAAAAGGAUCUCUUCUUCUUCCGGCUAAUACUGAUAUUAUUGAUGGAGUAUUUGAACAAUUCAAAAAACGAAACGAUGAAAAUGAACGUUUUUUAACAAUAAUUUAUUUAUGGUUUGAUAAUCUUUCGUUGUUAAUGCGUGAACAUAUAGAAUUUGCUUCAGCAUCUAUAAUAAUUUAUAUUAAUGAACGUAUUACAUCUGAUAUUAUAAUGACUGAUCAGUUUAAAAUUUAUCUGAAUGAAUUACAAGAUCCAUGUCCGUUAUUUACAAUGAAACAAGUUUUUUAUAUUAAAACAUGUUCAUUUUUAUUAGGGGAAUAUUUAUGUUCGAAACCGCAUGACUUUCCUCAUAAUGGACAAGAAAUUCUAGAAUAUCUUGCUGAUGAUUAUACAAAUAUUAUACUCAUUCAUAGUAAAACAAUAUUAUCAUGGAGUAAAGAUUUACUUUCAUGUAUUACACAUUUGAUUGGUCUUAUUACUGCUUGUCAUUUAUGGAUUGGUACUAAAGAAGAGAUUCUUAAAAUGUUUAUGAUUUCUGAUAAAACUAUAUAUGACUAUAUUGAAUCAUUAAUUGAUAUCCUUCAUCAUCAAACAUGUCAUGAACGAAAUCGUCCUCAAUUAUUAAAUGAUGAAUCAAUACUUGUGGAUAAUAUUUUCGAAUUAUUUAACUAUUUCAUAAAUUUCCAAAAUAUAAUAAAUUUUUUUCGUUCUCAAAAGAAUUUAGUUGAUAUACUUUUGAAAUAUGAUGUUAUAAACAAUGAUCGAUUUUAUUUACGAAUCUAUAGGCUCCAAUCAAAAAUUCUUUCUGAAAAACAAAUUAAAAAAUCAAAUAUAGUUAAUAAGAUAAAUAAAAUUUUCUUUUAUUAUCUUGACCAAGCAUGGAAAAGUCCAUUGAAAAAAUAUAACACAAUACCCAUUGAAGAAUUACUAGAAGGUCUUUUAACUUUAUCUCAAUAUGAUACUAUGAAAAAUCCUAUCGCUGAUUCAAAUGAACUACAAUUUUUAAUUGAAAAAUCUGAUGAAUAUCCAAUAAUUUAUGAUAUUCUAUGGUCUUUAUCGUUUGAUAUUCGUAUUCAAGCUGAACUUCGUUUAAAUCAAACAUUGAAAAAUAAAUUAGAAAGUAACUAUACGAAUGAACAAAUACAAAAUAUUAUUUAUGGAAUACAAUGGAAUUUAAAUCCCAAUAAUAUGCAAAUAAAUACUGAUACUAAUAAAGCCAAAUAUGACGUAAUGAUAAGUUAUUCCCAUGAAGAUAAAUCAAUAUGUACACAAUUAUAUCAUGAACUUAUUCAAAAAGAUUUUAAAGUGUUGAUAGACUUGAAUGAUAAACAUCAUAAUAUAAUGGAUGCAAUGGUUCAAGCUGUUAAACAAUCUUUUACAAUAAUUGUUUGUAUAAGUAAACACUAUAAACAAAGUAAUUAUUGUCGAGCUGAAGCACAAUAUGCUUUUGGAAGACAAUUAAAAAUAAUUCCAAUAUUAAUUGAUAAUUCUUAUAAACCAGAUGGUUGGCUUUCCUAUCUUAUUCGUGGUUUAUCUCUGAUAGAUUUUACAAAAUAUGAAUUUUCUCAUGGAAUGCAAAUCUUAUUAGAUAAAUUAAAAAUUCCACCUAUUAGUGUUCUUAGUACUCUUGUUGUACGUCAACCGCUACAAAAUGUUACUAACGUAUCUUUAUCAACAUUGGAUUCAACAGAUAUGUGUCAAUGGACACCAAAUGAUGUUCAACAGUGGUUAAUUCAAAAUAAUCUUUCACAAAUGAAAGAUUGUUUAUCAGGUUUAAAUGGUUCAUAUUUAAUUCGUUUGAGUAAAGAUAUAGCAAAGAAUUCACCACAAGAAAAUCUUAAUUUAUUUCAAGAACAUUCAAUGAAAAAAACAGGAAAAGAUAUUUCAUUAACAGAUAUAUCUAGAUUGCAAACUCUAAUUGAAGAACACAUUCAAAAACCUACAACAACGAAACAAUGGAGUCCAAAACUGUGUUGUCGAAUGAUGUAA